Messenger RNA from Rhodamnia argentea, 1395 nucleotides. Its product is annotated as F-box protein At5g03100-like. Gene Ontology annotation, molecular function: protein binding. Lineage: Eukaryota; Viridiplantae; Streptophyta; Magnoliopsida; Myrtales; Myrtaceae. The coding region runs from base 1 to 1395 and encodes 464 amino acids. The record is from RefSeq and is a predicted model, not a curated record. The transcript is spliced from 3 exons.
AUGGCAGGUACAUCGUGCCAGGCCAUAGGCCAGGACUACAUCAGUCUAUUGCCCGAUUGUCUAAUCCACCAUAUCUUCUCCUUUUUGCCCACGAGGGAGGUCGUCAAGACUUGCAUCUUGUCGAGAAGGUGGCGGUCUAUUUGGACCACUGUUUUGGAUCUCGGGUUCGACUCUUUUUACGAUUAUUCAAUUGUGAACAAAGUUUUGGUUCACUAUGUGUCGCCUAAGGUGAAAAAGUUCCAUCUAGACAUAAGAUCAAAGCGGGACUUCUGCCACUCUACCAUUGAUUCAUGGAUUCACUUUGCUAUUGAUCAUCAAGUCGAGGACCUUCUCCUCAUCGUGAAUAUUUAUUGGGAGUUUUACACAUUGUGUCCAUCGCUUAAUCGUUGCUCUUCGUUGACUAAGCUAUGUUUGAGAGGCUGUGGUUUCUCAUCCGGUGAUUGUAUUAGUUGGAGUUCGCUCAAGUCCUUGACCAUCCAAAAUGUGAGCGAUGAUGUGCUUCGGAAGAUUUUGAUGGGCAGCCCUGUUCUUGAAUACUUGAAUUUGAUAAGUUGCCAGGAUGUAAGAAGAAUUCAUUCGAGAAGCUUGAGAGAGUUGGUAAUUGAUGCUCUUAUCGUGGAAUCCCUCGUGGAGAUCUCGACUCCUUGUUUGCUGUCAUUGCGAGUGAGAGGCGAUCAUUUUCAUGGGAUGUUAAGAAUUAUUGAAGCACCAUUCUUAGUCAUUGCAGAAUUAGAUUUUGACGGUCCGGUCAGAUCGGAUUACUUCCCGCUAAAGCAAAUGCUUUCCAAGCUGCAUAGCGCUACUCAGAUUCUUUUGGGCGCAUGGUGCCUUCGGGUUAUGUGGCCUCCGAAGGUAGAAGACGUGCAGGUUUUGCUGCCAAAUUGCAAGUCUUUAACGCUACACAUUCCCUUCAGGCAGUUCAGUUUCCCUGCUGUAGCAAAUAUGCUAGCAACUACACCAAAUUUGGAGAAGCUUGUCAUAAGUUUUGAGCCAUCUGAUUGGGGCGAUCUCUGGUGUAAAUCUGGCUAUAACUUUAGCGAUGUUGAUCAUGAAAGCUAUUGGGGCGUAAAGAAGAAGUACAAGAGUUGGGCUCGGCAUCUCAAGAAUAUAGAGAUAAUUGGAUUUUAUGCUUGUUUAAGAAUCAAGUAUGACGAAGUGCUCGUGCUGGUAAAGUUUUUGCUCGGACAUGCAUCUAUCCUGGAAAAUAUGGUCAUCAAGGUCAAGUCUGAGCGUGAGGUAGUUGAUUCAGACAUAUUGCUUGAAGUGGCCCAACGACUUCAAAGUUGUUACAGAGCUUCCAAGCAUGCAGCAGUUAUACUCAAUUACAUGGAAAAAGGGGUUGGAAAGCGGUGGAAUAUAACAACGUGUUUGCGCAUUGGCAAUAAAAAUACCUGA